CAACUCCCGAACGCAUUGCCCAGCCUAUCCAAUGGUCAGCAGCCGCUCUCCAGUGCCCAGCAAAUGCGCCAGUUCCGAGAGCGGCGCGAGCUUCAGCCUCUUGACGCGAGCAUCGCGCGAGAGAUGCGACAAUACCGAGCCUCACCCGUGAAUGAGGGGCUCUCGCGGGAUGACGGAGCCAUCGGAGAUACCCCACAUCUUCAAAUAAAAGGUCGGGAGCCCUUCCAGAGCCUGGAGUAGCCUACCAGUCUUCCUCUCUUCUCCUCUUCGUUCCGUCUCUGCAAACUCGAGACUGUAUUCCUCACUUCUAGAUACCCAUUAACUCCAUCGCACCGUCACAAUGCCCGCCGAUACCGUUGGCAAGACCAUCACCUGCAAGGCCGCCGUUGCCUGGGAAGCCGGCAAGGACCUCUCCAUUGAGGAUGUCGAGGUCCUCCCACCCAGGGCCCACGAGGUCCGCAUCGAGAUCUACUACACCGGUGUCUGCCACACUGAUGCCUACACACUGUCCGGCAAGGACCCCGAGGGUGCUUUCCCCAUCGUCCUCGGGCAUGAGGGUGCUGGUAUCGUCGAGUCCGUUGGUGAGGGCGUCACAAACGUAAAGCCCGGUGACCAUGUUGUUGCCCUUUACACACCAGAGUGUAAGGAGUGCAAAUUCUGCAAGUCCGGCAAGACCAACCUGUGCGGUAAGAUCCGCGCAACACAGGGCAAGGGUGUAAUGCCUGACGGCACCUCGCGCUUCAAGUGCAAGGGCAAGGACCUCCUCCACUUCAUGGGAACCUCCACAUUCUCCCAGUACACCGUUGUCGCCGACAUCUCCGUCGUCGCCAUUACCGAGAAGGCUCCCAUGGACCGCACCUGCUUGCUCGGCUGCGGUAUCACAACCGGUUACGGUGCCGCCGUCAUCACCGCAGGCAAGGGCGGUGUCGAGGAGGGCUCCAAUGUCGCUGUCUUCGGUGCUGGCUGUGUCGGUCUGUCCGUCAUCCAGGGUGCCGUCAAGAACAAGGCUAGCAAGAUCAUCGUUGUCGACGUGAACGAUUCCAAGGAGGAGUGGUCGAAGAAGUUCGGCGCCACCGACUUCGUCAACCCUACCAAGCUUGGCUCCCAGAGCAUCCAGGAGAAGCUCAUCGAGAUGACCGAUGGCGGCUGCGACUACACAUUCGACUGCACAGGUAACGUCAAUGUCAUGCGCGCUGCGCUCGAGGCCUGCCACAAGGGCUGGGGAGAGUCCAUUAUCAUCGGUGUCGCUGCUGCUGGUCAAGAGAUCGCCACUCGCCCAUUCCAGCUCGUCACUGGCCGUGUCUGGAAGGGCUGCGCCUUCGGCGGCGUCAAGGGCCGCACCCAGCUCCCUGGCCUCGUCGCCGACUACAUGAACGGCGACCUCAAGGUCGACGAGUUCAUCACGCACCGCCAGCCGCUCGAUAAGAUCAACCAGGCCUUUGGCGACAUGAAGGCUGGUGACUGCAUCCGCUGCGUCGUCAACAUGCGCGAAUAACUACGCUCGGGCCCCCAAGACCAGUUUCUGAUGGCCAGGCUUUAGUUUGGAUUUAGUCUAAUGAUUUGUGAGUUGAUGUUUGAUGAUAUCACGAGUUGAAAGCGGGGUGUAUAGAGAGAGGGGUAGUGGCGAUGAUGAUGUUGGCGCUGAUGAGUCUAACUCGAGUCUGGAAAGUGGUGUAUAUUUCUGGUCUGAACGGGCUAGUAUGAAUUUAUAAAAGUCCUCCUUAUGUCCCGCAUGUCCUU
This is a messenger RNA of Didymella exigua CBS 183.55, 1740 nucleotides long. Its product is annotated as alcohol dehydrogenase. Gene Ontology annotation, molecular function: zinc ion binding; S-(hydroxymethyl)glutathione dehydrogenase [NAD(P)+] activity. The transcript is spliced from 5 exons. Gene Ontology annotation, biological process: formaldehyde catabolic process. The record is from RefSeq and is a predicted model, not a curated record. NCBI's taxonomy places the organism in Eukaryota, Fungi, Ascomycota, Dothideomycetes, Pleosporales, Didymellaceae. Bases 341 to 1495 code for a protein of 384 amino acids. Gene Ontology annotation, cellular component: cytosol.